Messenger RNA from Loxodonta africana (African savanna elephant), 1251 nucleotides. It is a transcript of the gene ACTL9, whose product is annotated as actin like 9. The transcript has a single exon. The record is from RefSeq and is a predicted model, not a curated record. Lineage: Eukaryota; Metazoa; Chordata; Mammalia; Proboscidea; Elephantidae. Bases 1 to 1251 code for a protein of 416 amino acids.
AUGGACACAAAUCACUCAAAGCCCGAGGAUUCUCAGUCCUCCCCAGAGGUCCCCAGACCUGGCCUGAGCCCGAGCUCAAUCCUGGAGAACACUACCCUGCCGCAGGAAUCCCCAGACAUGGUGGGGGACAGACCUCCACCCAAGACAGGCGCAGUGGUCAUCGACAUGGGCACAGGCACCUGUAAGGUGGGCUUCGCAGGGCAAGCCCGGCCUACCUAUACCGUGGCCACCGUCGUGGGCUGCCAGGCCAAGAAGCCCACCACCGGAGGGCAGCUGGGGCUGGAGACUUUCAUCGGGGAGGCUGCCCGCGUGCGCCCAGAGCUGACACUGGUGCAACCCAUGCGCAACGGCAUCGUGGUGGACUGGGACGCGGCCGAAUUGAUCUGGCGCCACCUGCUAGAGCACGACCUGGGCGUGGCCCCCCAGGAUCACCCGCUGCUGUUCUCUGACCCGCCCUUCAGCCCGGCCACCAACCGCGAGAAACUGGUGGAAGUGGCGUUCGAGGCGCUGCGCUCUCCCGCCAUGUACGUGGCCUCUCAGUCUGUGCUGUCAGUCUACGCGCACGGGCGCGUCAGCGGGCUGGUGGUGGACACCGGCCACGGGGUCACCUACACGGUGCCGGUCUUCCAGGGCAACAACCUGCCGCACGCCACCGAGCGCCUGGACCUGGCGGGCAUCCACCUGACGGCCUUCCUGGCGGAGGUGCUGCGCGGCUCGGGCCUGGCGCUAGGCCAGCAGGACCUGGAGACGGUGGAGAGCAUCAAGCACCGCUACUGCUACGUGGCGUCUGACUUCCUCAAGGAGCAGGCGCGGCCGGAGCAGGAGUGUCGCCAGGUGCUGAAGCUGCCUGACGGCAGGACGGUCACGCUGGGCAAGGAGCUCUUCCAGUGCCCGGAGCUGCUCUUCAGCCCCCCCGAGAUCCCCGGGCUGUCGCCCGUGGGCGUCCCCACCAUGGCCAAGCAGAGCUUGCGCAAGGUGGCCCUGGAGGUGCGCGCCGACGUGGCCCAGAACGUGCUGUUGUGCGGGGGUUCUUCGCUCUUCCCUGGGUUCGAGGGCCGCUUUCGGGCGGAGUUGCUGCGCUCGCUGCCCCCGGAGGCCCACGUGGUGGUGGCGGCGCAGCCCAUGCGGAACUUCUCGGUGUGGAUCGGUGGCUCCAUCCUGGCCUCGCUGCGCGCCUUUCAGUCCUGCUGGGUCCUUCGGGAGCAGUACGAGGAGCAGGGGCCCCACAUCGUGUACCGCAAGUGCUACUGA